Messenger RNA from Vicia villosa (hairy vetch), 582 nucleotides. RefSeq names its product protein Ycf2-like. Bases 1 to 582 code for a protein of 193 amino acids. The transcript has a single exon. NCBI's taxonomy places the organism in Eukaryota, Viridiplantae, Streptophyta, Magnoliopsida, Fabales, Fabaceae. The record is from RefSeq and is a predicted model, not a curated record.
AUGGAGGAGUUCCUGUUUUCAAUCCUUUUACUUAUUCUUGUUACUGGAUAUCUAGUUCAUACACAUCUUUUCUUUGUUUCUCGAUUCUCUAAUGAGUUACAGACAGAGUUCGAACAGGUCAAAUCUUUGAUGAUUCCAUCGUACAUCAUGGAAUUGCAAAAACUUCUGGAUAGAUAUCCUAUAUUAGAACAAAAUUCUUUCUGGUUAAAGGAUAUCUUUCGAGUUGCUCGAGAACAAUUAGGAAAUUUUCUAGAAGAAAGACAAGGUUCUGCUUCUGGCGGCAACAUCCCAAGGGAUGGUGGUUUUGCUUAUGGGGUCCAAUCCAUACAUUCAAAGAAGAAAGGUUUUAAUCUCAUGGAUCUCAUAAGUAUUAUACCAAAUCCCAUCAAUCGAAUCGCGUUUUUGAGAAAUACGGGACAUUUAAGUCAUACAAGUAAAGCAAUUUAUUCAUUGAUAAGGAAAAGAAAAAACAUGAAUAGUGAUUGGAUUGAUGAUAAAAUAGAAUCCUGGAUCUCGACUAGUGAUAUGAUUGCUGAUAAAGAAAGAGAAUUCUUGUUUCAGUUCUCUACCUUAACGUUAUAA